Messenger RNA from Raphanus sativus (radish), 1704 nucleotides. RefSeq names its product CBL-interacting serine/threonine-protein kinase 11. Gene Ontology annotation, biological process: protein phosphorylation; signal transduction. The transcript has a single exon. Gene Ontology annotation, molecular function: protein kinase activity; ATP binding. The coding region runs from base 148 to 1452 and encodes 434 amino acids. The record is from RefSeq and is a predicted model, not a curated record. NCBI's taxonomy places the organism in Eukaryota, Viridiplantae, Streptophyta, Magnoliopsida, Brassicales, Brassicaceae.
AAAACUACGAAUUAGCAUACGUGUUCAUACGAUUGUCCCCAUUUGAAAAAUUACGCGAAAGUUCCCAAAUCCACCGACGAAAACUCGUCUUCCUCUCCUUUAUAUACAUAUAAGUCAUUUCUCAACCACCCUCUGGCUUCUAAAACCAUGUCCGAGAUCGAGGUCGUCGCCGACAACGGCGGCGGCAACAACAGCAACGCCUUGUUCGGAAAAUACGAGCUUGGUAAGCUCCUCGGAUGCGGCGCAUUCGCCAAAGUCUACCACGCGCGAGACCGCCGCACGGGGCAGAGCGUCGCCGUUAAAAUCCUCAACAAGAAGAAACUCCUCGCGAACCCGACCCUCGUCAACAACGUCAAGCGCGAGAUCUCGAUCAUGAGGCGUCUCUCUCACCCUUACAUCGUCAGGCUCCACGAGGUGAUGGCGACCAAGGGCAAAAUCUUCUUCACGAUGGAGUUCGUCAAAGGAGGAGAGCUCUUCAACAAAAUAUCAAAACACGGUCGUUUAAGCGAGGAUCUCGCCCGCCGUUAUUUCCAGCAAUUAAUCUCGGCCGUCGGUUACUGCCACGCGCACGGGGUGUACCAUCGCGAUCUCAAACCGGAGAAUCUAUUGAUCGACGAGAACGGGAAUUUAAAGGUAACCGACUUCGGUUUAAGCGCGUUGACGGAUCAGAUCAGACCGGACGGUUUGUUGCAUACCUUGUGCGGCACGCCUGCUUACGUGGCGCCCGAGAUUCUCUCGAAGAAGGGAUACGAAGGCGCGAAGGUGGACGUGUGGUCAUGUGGCAUCAUCUUAUUCGUCCUCGCGGCAGGUUUUUUACCGUUUAACGAUCCGAAUGUGAUGAACAUGUACCGGAAGAUUUACAGAGGAGAGUAUCGUUGCCCUAGGUGGAUGUCUCCGGAUCUGAAACGGCUCGUUUCUCGUCUUCUUGAUAUCAAUCCGGAGACGAGGAUCACCGUCGAUGAGAUUCUUAAGGAUCCUUGGUUCGUUAAAGGAGGUGUUAAGCCGAUUAAGUUUCACGAUCAUGAUUCCGGUUUGGUGAAGGAGAAAGGUGAAGGUGUGAAGAGCCUAAACGCGUUUGAUUUGAUUUCGUUCUCCUCGGGGUUGGAUCUCUCCGGUUUGUUCGCCGGCGGGAGCGGUUCGAUCGGUGAGACGGAGAGGUUUGUUUCGGAGAAGUCGCCGGAGAAAUUGGCGGAGGAGGUGGAGGCUUUCGCGGAGGAGGAGAAGCUGAGGGUGAAGAAGAUUGAGGAGUGUGGGUUUGAGAUGGAGGGGUAUAAUGGGAAAUUCGUAAUUGGAGUGUAUAUUUCGCGGCUGAAUGAUUUGCUCGUGGUGGUGGAGGCGAGGAGGAGAGGUGGGGACGCGGAUUGUUACAAGGAGAUAUGGAGUAACAAACUCAGGGCUCAGCUUGAACGCGUUUGCGAUCAAACGCCAGUCGCAACUGUGGAUUUUUCUUGAUGUGCUUUCGAAUCAAACGCUGAUCGCUGCGGUUGGAUGGAUGAGCUGGAUUGAUUUGUGUUCUUAAAUUUAUUACCCAAAAAUGAAAAAAAAAUUAACAAUAUAUAAUUAUAUAAUUAUAAUACUAUACUAAAUUGUAGGUAUCUAUUUUGCUUCUUGGUAAAAUCAAACUCACUAUGUACAACAACAAGUCUAAAUUGCACUUGUAGAUACUUUACUCUUUUGAAUAAUAUAUAAAAGUUGUUCUAAUUA